AUGGAUCAGGAGCUGGAAGGAAACGUGAUGGAGGAUGAGAGCAUGAGAUUGGCAGCUUGGUUCUAUGGCAGGAGAACGGAGUUCGGCCCAAACGGCUGGGACGAGUUGCUGGGUGAAGUUGAUACCCACGUGGUCGAAGGCGCCGAUCUUUUCCGUCUAGCCUCUCCACCAUGUUGUCAAACCCACUGA
Exophiala aquamarina CBS 119918 is the source of this 189-nucleotide messenger RNA. RefSeq lists its product as uncharacterized. The record is from RefSeq and is a predicted model, not a curated record. NCBI's taxonomy places the organism in Eukaryota, Fungi, Ascomycota, Eurotiomycetes, Chaetothyriales, Herpotrichiellaceae. The transcript has a single exon. The coding region runs from base 1 to 189 and encodes 62 amino acids.